Messenger RNA from Colletotrichum karsti, 1497 nucleotides. RefSeq names its product amidohydrolase. The transcript is spliced from 2 exons. The record is from RefSeq and is a predicted model, not a curated record. Bases 1 to 1497 code for a protein of 498 amino acids. Gene Ontology annotation, molecular function: hydrolase activity, acting on carbon-nitrogen (but not peptide) bonds. Lineage: Eukaryota; Fungi; Ascomycota; Sordariomycetes; Glomerellales; Glomerellaceae.
AUGACUCAGCAUUCCAACAUCCUUCUGAAGAACGGCGUUCUCCUGAUCCAUGGAGAUGACGGGAAAGUCACUCCUCAGCGAUCGGAUCUUCUCAUUGAAGGUGACAAGAUCGCUCGGAUAGAGGAGAAUAUCCAGCCUACCGGCGAAGUGAAGGUGAUUGAGUGCGAGGGCAAAGUUGUUUCUCCGGGCUUCAUCAGCACCCAUCACCACGUGUGGCAGACUCAGCUCAAAGGACGACAUGCGAACCACACCUUGAUCGAGUAUAUGUCGUCGGGAAACUUUGCAGGCGCUUUCUAUACACCGGAAGAUGCCUUCUGGGGAGAGUUGGGUGGCGCUCUUGAGGCCAUCGACGGUGGAACUACUACCGUCGUCGACCAUGCGCAUCUCAACAUGGGACCGGAAUAUCCACCUACGAUGAUACAGGCUCUGGUUGCCUCCGGCCUUCGAGCUGUGUACUGCUACUGCGCCCCUAGGACAGUAUCCAGCUGGGAGCCGUUCUCGUCUGAAGAUGACUACACCUCACCCAGUGUUCUCGAAAACUGGAAAACGCUGGCUUCAGCGGGUCCCUACGAGGGCAGAGUUCACCUCGGGUUCUCGGUAGACAACAUCUACCAAUCUGCCGACGCCAUGAAGAAACUCUACUCAGAGCUCCGAGGCGCGAAGGCCAAGGUCAUCACAACUCACGCGGCUAGUGGUCUCUCCUUCGGCAAUGGCCCAUCCGCCGCGCAGAUGCUGAACAUCCACGGGCUUCUCGGCCCCGACGUCCUACUCUCGCACGCGAACUUCCCCAAGGACGGAGACGCCGAGCUGAUCGCGAAGAACAACGUCUGGAUCUCGACAACUCCCAAUACUGAGCUCCAGAUGGGGUGGCCGACACUUGCACUCCGCCCUGAAUUCGAAGCGCACUCUAGUCUGGGAGUAGACUGUCAUUCGUGGGGCAGUAGUUUCUUGCCGAGCCAGAUGCGCCUCGGGCUUCAGUACGCUCGUCUUGAACGAUCUGAGGAUCUUCGCAAGCAGGGCAAGUGGAGCCGUCAUGUGAAACCUACUGCCGAGCAGGUCUUCAACCUGGGGACGAUCGGUGGUGCUCGUGCUAUCGGGAUGGAAGGAGAGGUUGGGCAGAUCAAGGUUGGUGCCAAAGCCGAUCUUGUCGUAUUCGAUGCCAGUAGCCCUUCGAUGAUUCCCGCCGCGGAAGAGGAUCCCGUCGCCGCGAUUGUUCUGCACUCUAGCGAAAGGGAUGUUGAGACCGUAAUCGUGGGUGGCGUUGUCAGAAAGGAGAAUGGCAAGCUUUUGCCGGUCUCGGUCGCGAAGGGAGUUCAAGGUGCUCAGGACUUGGGCUUGGUAGGGAAGUCGAUUCUAUGGAAGGAUGUCGCGAAGAAUCUGUCGGAAAGCAGGCUCCGAAUCAUCCAGAAAUCUGAAGGUGUCGACUUCAGGGCUGCCGAAGAGGUUAUCAUGGAUUCUUUUCACGCAAACCGAAAGGACAUGCUGGAGCAGGCAUGA